AUGUGGAGAGGGGAAAAUGACAUAAUUGAAGCAUUAUGUGAAUACAGAGUAGGCACUGGUGAAGACAUAAAGCUGGACAUGAAGGAUAAAGCUGUGUGUGCGUAUAUUAUAAAAGCCCUAUACUUUAAGCAUAACAUUAGAAUAGACAGUAUGAGUUUGGGUACCAAUGAUACAAGGCGUAUGAAGCACGAAGAUGAGUUAUAUAUAAGGUGCAUGAUAGUAAAUGCAUAUAUAUUAAGUUUACUGGGUAAGCCCUGUUUAGAGACGGCAGGGGCGAAACAAGCAUUCGACGCUGUAGAGAGCCAACUGGAUACACUUUGGAUAGGACACAGGAAUACGCAAUGUGAUAGCAUAGAUUCCCAGAACACGCAAGUAAGAACGGACAAUGUGGAACAAACAAUGAGCAGAUGGAUGGAUUAUAAUCAAUUAACUGAGCGACACAUAGGUCCUGGAAUAUUGGGCAACAACUGCACAGAAUGGGAUAUGAAGGAUAAGGGGGGAGGAGAUAGUGUGAGUACGAUCCAGAAAGAAGUAAUGAAGCAAAUAAUGGGAGGAAAUGUAGGAGCAGGGGAAAAAGUGCAGACUGGGUUGGCAGAUGAGUCAUCUAAGGGGAAGGCACCCGUCCUGAAGACCGUCAUGAAAACUGGACCAGGGGAAACAGAAUUACACGGGGGAAAGAACCAAAAGGAAGAAAUAGAUGGAGACGGGGCCAUAACUCAUGAGUCAAUAUUGAAAUAUAUUCUGGGGGUCAUGGAACCAACGUUAAGUAGCUUCAUAGACUAUAUGGGCAAGAAUGAAGACAAUUUCAGUAUGUAUGGUGCAAAUUGUGGGAAUAUAGGUUGGAAUUAUAAGGACCAGGAGCAGGGGAAGGUGUACAUAGGACAUUCAGUAGCGGACGUCAUGCAGUGUACGCUUAUGACUGGAGCCUUAUUCUUCGUGGAAGGUUGGCACACAGGAAUAGAACCGGAAGAGAAGGAUAAAUUGAAGAGAAGCGCGCUAGAGAAGGAAUUGAGAUGUAUGGUAAGUAAUAUUUUUACUAAAAUAUUGAAGAAAAUUGGAUGCAGAAACCAAAAUAAGGGAAUGAAGUACGCAUGGAGAGCUGUGGAAAAUAUGAAAGGAAAAGAAAAAGGUGGAUGGGAGGAUCUACCUAUUAGGAAGAAGAAGUGUAUAAGACUAAAGAGGAGAAAGAAAACAGGAAUAGAAAAAGAAGUAUGGAGAAAAAUUAAGGCAGGCAUGUACAGUAAUAUGGACGUGAGCGCGAUAGAGCGGAAAAUAAAAGAGAAAAAUUACUGUAAUAUAAAGUGGGAGGAUUACAGGAAACGGAAAAAGGGAGAAAAUAUUGACGACGUGGACCAUGGGCAUUUAGUCGAAGAAAUUUUAAGGAAUGAUGACAUUGUGAAGGAAGUGAAGAAGGUAAUGGAGAAAGUGAGGGAUGGCGCAAAAAGAGUAAUAGAUAAAGACAAGGAGGACGUGACCUCCAGCACUAAUGAGGACAGGAGCGCAGACACCAUACACAAAGAAGAACCGGACUCCCAUGAGGACGCUGAGGACGGAAAGGAGGAGGAGGAGGACGACUCAUCGGACGAAGAGGAUGAGGAGAAGGGCAGGGAAAAGGAGGAGAAAGAUACUGAAUCGAAAGAACUUGCAACAGUAGCAGAAACAGCUACAUCGGGAGAAGCAACAGGAGGAACAGACAUAGGAAGUGAGAAAGCAGCAUCCCCAGAACCACGACCGGAACCUACAGCAACAACCCCAAUAACAACAUCGGAACGAACAGAAGAGAGACCACGUAGUGCAAUGGGUCCAUAUGAUGCCCAUGGUGCUACUGUUGGGGAACCUGAAAAUGAAAUUCCAGGUAACGUGACAUCCACGAUCAUUAAUCCCGAAGAACCAAAAAGGGAAAAGGAUGAUUCUGCCCCAGGGAGAAGCGAAGAUAAGAGUUCAUCGGAAGUAAAGGAUACAGUUAUUGUACAAGAGGAUGAGGAAACCAGGCAUCCCCCUGCUAAAGGACAUCAGCCCGCAGAGAAUGGUGACCCCGGGAAGCAUCUAGGCGGCGAUGUUGUCGUCGAUGGAAGAAACGAUGACCCCCCUCCUCUCAAUCCACCCAAACCAAAACCGAACCCCAACCCAGAUCAAUCGGGUAGUAGUGGCAGUUUCAGUGAUGCUGAUUUGGCGGAUGGAGUUUCUGGUGGGGAAGGAAAGGGAGGUCAGGGUGGUGAAACGCAUGCUGGCAGCGCCGGUAGCGGAAGUCCAGGAGGAGGAGGUCGUAGUGGUGGUGGUGGUACUAGUGGUGCAGGACACGGCGGUAGUGGUACUGAUGGUGCAGGGGACGCGCCUACCCCUGCCACCCCGUCCGUGCCGCCCGGCCUCAGAUGGCAAGAUGUCACGUGGUACACCCCCGCGAUCAUUCCCGCGGUGGUUGGUAUUGGGAUCAUUGCCUUUUUCCUCUGGAAGUAUUUUGCCCACCUGGCCAAACGACGACGAAUAUAUCGAACCGUUCGGGACGUGCCGUCACCGCCACUCGACGAAGACAUACUAGACCAUCUACAACGCGGCGAGCCGCCGCCACCCGAUUACGGCUACACGAUGAUUAGGGAUCGGCAACCUUCGUCAAUAUCCGGUAGAGGACGCCCACCACGCGUGAAUCGCCGCACAAUCAUCGAGCUACAUCUAGAAGUGCUCAACGAAUGUGAAGCCACCGAGUGGGAAAACGUCAAAGAGGACUAUUGGCAGAUUGUCGUGCAGCAGUUUGCACAGAAUUUGAUGCGGGACGACGACAGGCAUAACAAUAUCUUGGGUGUUUCUACGUCAGACCAGGGUUAUCCAGGGACCAAUGUUUCAUUCACCCUCAAUCCACCCAGUGACUCCGAACAAACGGACCCUUGUGUACCUAACGAAGAUAACCCCGAUCCAUGGAGUUGUAUGGAAACUAUACAGUUAGCAACGGGCCCUUGUCGCCCUAACGAAGACGACCCAUGGAGUUGUAUGGAAAACAUACAGCUCGCAACGGACACUUGUCCACCUAACGAAGAGGACCCCGAUCCAUGGAGUUGCAUGGAACCUAUACCGUUAGCAACGGACCUUUCUCCGCCUAACGACGCAGACCCCGAUCCGUGGAGUUGUAUGGAAACCAUACAGUUAGCAACGGACCCUUGUGCACCUCAUGCCUGCGAUCCAUGGAGUUGUAUGGACCCUAUGCAGUCAGCAACGGAACCUGGUCCACCGAAUGAACACGACCCCGAUCCAUGGAGUUGCAUGGAAACUAUACAAUUACAAACGGACCCUUGCCCACCUAAUGACCCCGAUCCAUGUCGUUGUAUGGACAACAUACAGUUACAACUGGACCCUUGUUCACCGAAUGAAGAUGACCCCGAUCCAUGGCGUUGUAUGGAAACCAUACACUUAUCCACGCAUCCUUGUCGCCCUGACGAAGACAACCCACAUCCCUGGAGGUGUAUGGAAACCAUACAGUUAGAAGAAGAGGGGACUCCUGCUCUCUUUCCAUCCUCUUCCGACCCCGGGAAUGCAAACCUGACCCCCUACCACACUACUUGGAUUAACUGGAUUGAACAACACAAACAUAUUUUAAGGGCGUGCACGACGCAGCCGUGGUUUAAUGCCCUCAAAUCGGAAUGGACACAAUACCUGCUUGCACACAUGGCGGCAGACGAAGACCACGGCGUAUCUGGCAACAGUGAACUGGGUGCAGCGGCCACCCCGCCGAUGAAGAAACUGGACUUGUGGAGACAGUGGAUAGCGCAACAACAUCGGCAAAUGCGUAUGUAUAGUGAGCAGGAGUGGUUUAAGCAUUUGUUGAAUACUGUACAGGAGGCGACAGUGUCGGAAAAAGGCGCAGUACCUGGAGUCCAAAAAGACGUAGAAGUGGAACAUGUAAUGGCCGAAGAAGAUAGAGUGGACAAGGACUUAGAAGUGGAAAAAGUAAUGGGAACAGAACACAUGCUAAGCGUGCGAGUUGCACCAUGCACGCAACCUAUGCAUAAGCAACUUUCCAUGAAAAAACCGUUAACUGCCACAUUAUGCAUGCUCCUGCUCGCGUCCGUAAUCGAAGCAUGCGAAAUCGAGAAUAGUCUGCAGGAUAAGGAGUUAUAUGUGGAUGCCCUAUUGGAGCAACUGUGA
Molecule: messenger RNA, 4137 nt
Organism: Plasmodium fragile
Lineage: Eukaryota; Apicomplexa; Aconoidasida; Haemosporida; Plasmodiidae
Exons: 3
Coding region: 1-4137 (1378 amino acids)
Source: RefSeq, a predicted model, not a curated record